AGGUUGGAGGCCAUAAGGUGUUGCUCCUCCAACCUGAGUGUGGCAUCAUCACGACAGUAAAGGAGGCCAUGGAUGGACAUAUGGGGUGGAAUUAAAAUGGGUGGCCACUGGGAGAUCUUUUUCUGGCGGACGGAAUAUAGGUGCUUGGCUAAGUGCUCUCCCAAUCUACACAUCGGGUCUCACCGAUAUACAGGAGGUCACACCGGGAGCACCAGACACAGUAUAUGACCCCGACAGACUCACAGGUUUCUGAGCGCCCGCCAGGGAAAGGACGAUGCAGACAGAAUCACUCUUGCACAGUGGCUACUCGCAUCCCCUGCUCCGAGCCUGGCAGACUUGUGCCAGCACCUUCACCGCAAGCAACCUCAUCUACCCCAUCUUCGUAACUGACGAUGCUGACGCCGUGGAGCCUAUCGCGAGUCUCCCAGGGAUCGCCAGGUAUGGUGUCAAUAAGCUGGAAGGGAUGCUGCGACCCCUCGUUGACCAGGGUCUGGCUUGUGUGUUGAUCUUUGGUGUUCCAACUAAACUUGCCAAGGAUGAAAGAGGGUCUGGAGCAGACCAGGAGGAGACCCCAGCCAUCCUGGCUGUUAAAAAGCUGCGCAGCGCAUUCCCAGGUCUGGUGAUUGCAUGUGAUGUCUGCCUCUGUCCGUACACCUUUCACGGGCACUGCGGGAUCCUCCGAGAGGAUGGGACGUUGAACAAUGAAGCCAGCUGCCGUAGGCUGGCGGAGGUGGCACUGGCUUACGCCAAGGCAGGAUGCCACAUUGUAGCUCCCUCGGAUAUGAUGGAUGGCAGAGUUGGAUCCAUAAAGCAGGCACUUGUCUCCAAUGAACUGGGAAACAAGGUUUCAGUGAUGAGCUACAGUGCAAAGUUUGCUUCCUGUUUUUAUGGACCUUUCCGAGAUGCUGCCCAGUCAAAGCCAGCUUUCGGAGAUCGCAAGUGCUACCAGCUGCCUCCGGGUGCCAGGGGACUCGCUAUCCGAGCUGUGGACCGUGAUGUGCGUGAGGGGGCGGACAUGCUGAUGGUCAAGCCCGGUAUGCCUUACCUGGACAUGGUCCGAGAGGUGAAGAACAAAUACCCCUGUCACCCACUAGCAAUUUACCAUGUUUCCGGAGAGUUUGCAAUGCUGUGGCAUGGUGCCCAAGCUGGAGCAUUUAAUCUCAAGACAGCCGUGAUGGAGGCGCUGACCAGCUUCAGGAGGGCAGGUGCUGACAUCAUCAUCACGUACUACGUGCCACAAAUCCUGAGCUGGCUGAAGGACAUUUGAUGCUGCUCCUCCUGAGCACAGAACAUACUGGGUUUUGAAGAAAUAUUAGUCUGCUCUUCCACUCACCCUCAACCUGCUCCAAUCCUCUGUCUGACUGUGAGAGGGACAACUUUUAAACUGGAACGUUUGUGUUCACCAAAGGUAUAUUUUCACAGAUGUUUGGCACCUAUCGGAUCUUUGCAUCAUGUUUUGGGGUGAAUCCGACUGAAAGAAAAUAUAAAAGAGCCAAGAGAAUGAUGUCUGAAAAGCCCACAGACACAAGAAAAUCUGCAGAUGCUAGAAAUCCAAAACAACACACACACACAGUGCUGGAGGAACUCAGCAGGUCUGGCAGCAUCUGUGGAAAUGAGUAAACAGUCGACGUUUCUCAGCAGGUACUGACGAGGGGUCUCAACCUGAAACGUCAACUUUUUACUCAUUUUCAUAGAUGCUGCCUGACCUGCUGAGCUGCUCCAGCAUUUUGUGUGCGUUGCGAUGUCUGAAAGACUGCAGGUGAAAAGGUUCCGGUGACAUCAUCGUCGAGAAUGGCAGCUUAAGUCACUAGCCCCUCCGGAAAAAUGUGUAUUAAGCCCUGUUAACCCAUCAAAUACUAUUUUUUGAAAGUAUUUGAACUGAUAAGAGGGGCAAGAAUGGGGGAAAAGAAUGGAAAUAAAAAAACUGAAAAACUGCAGGUAUCUGAUCUUGCAAACAAUCUGUGAUUAUUUCAAUAUACAGAACCUCAGGGAUUGUAAAAAUGAAUGAGUAUGAAGGUAUUGUCAGUAAAUCAUGUGACUGGCAUGUUAAUGUACUGUGUAAUGGUUGCCCAGGUGCCUUCCUGAACUUGACCCUUCUGUGGGUACAUGCCUUAGGACUACAAUCUGUAUGUGAAACCCUGUGAAUGAAUGAAGUGGAAUCCUCUGUUUUAAUAAAACAAACACUAAAAAUUAUGUUCUGUUUGGAGCUCAAUAGAGAAUUGUUCCUUUAAAUUGUAUGGUGUUUCAUAAACUGGUAUAACAGUCUAUAGAUUAAACACUCAUUCUGGCUA
Hypanus sabinus (Atlantic stingray) is the source of this 2291-nucleotide messenger RNA. RefSeq names its product aminolevulinate dehydratase (gene alad). The coding region runs from base 275 to 1267 and encodes 330 amino acids. Gene Ontology annotation, biological process: heme biosynthetic process. NCBI's taxonomy places the organism in Eukaryota, Metazoa, Chordata, Chondrichthyes, Myliobatiformes, Dasyatidae. Gene Ontology annotation, molecular function: porphobilinogen synthase activity; zinc ion binding. Gene Ontology annotation, cellular component: cytosol. The transcript is spliced from 12 exons. The record is from RefSeq and is a predicted model, not a curated record.